Messenger RNA from Coregonus sp. 'balchen', 4089 nucleotides. NCBI's taxonomy places the organism in Eukaryota, Metazoa, Chordata, Actinopteri, Salmoniformes, Salmonidae. The record is from the annotation of a GenBank genome assembly.
AUGCCAGCUGGCAACAUUCCUAGAACUAUUUCUGAUGGGUUAGUGGAAAUCAGCUGGUACCUGCCCAGUGGCAACCCAAGAAUUGACGUCUUCACUGAACCUGUGGCUGUAGCUAAUCUUCGUGGUGAUAUCCAGGAUUUUCAGACCCAGUUCUCUUUCCUCUGCGAGACGUCAGCAGCAGUGUUUGUGUUCUGUGAUGUUUUGGGCUCUGACAGCAGUAUUCUGAACCUCCAGAAGAUGAAAGAUCGACUCGUCAUUGUGUGCAACUCUGAGGCUAAGAGCUAUGAUGCAGCCACAUUUGAGAAACACUCUGGUGUCAUAAUAAGGAAAGACAGGGAAAUAAACAACGCACAGCUUGUGAAGAAGCUCCGGUCUGCAGUCACAGAUGUCAUGAAGGCAAACCCACACAAAACUAAAGUGGAGAAAAUGUGUGUUGUUGCGCAUGAGUUGGGUAUCCCUGUGGAUGAAUAUUAUGAUAUCUGUCUGAAAGCCAAGAAAAGUGCAGCUUUAAUUACAGAUAAAAUCAGUUGUAUACCAAGCUAUAAGAAGAGCAAGCUACGAUUACAGGGAGAGAUAUGGAAAAGUCUGACUGCACUGGAGAAAGAGGAGGUCAAACUGAAAAAAGUAGGUGAUAAGGAUAUUGAAAUGUACAAGAGUGAACUCAAGCAAGAGAAAUAUGAACUCAGGAAGAAGCAGCUGUCUCUUGGCGUUAGUGACAGUAUGCAACAUUUUGUGGAAGGUUUGAGGACUUCCAAAGAAGAGCGCUCUUAUUUCCUGAAGUGGAUGAAGCUCAAUCUGGACAACCUGUCAAGAACACGUCUGUCCACUCUCAGAGAAAAAUAUAAAAACCUGUGUCAGAUUACCCCAGACAAGAAAGACCUCAUUGCCGAUUUAGACAAACAGAUCUCAAACAGUUCCUUAGGAACCGAACAUUUCUUAAGAGAAGUUGGACAGAUAUACGAAGCAACCAUGUCCUCUGAAAGCAGUGAGACUCAACAGAAAGUUCAAGGACUGCCAAUAAUCUCUGCCGAAUUAAUGUUGGAGGGGUUUCCACUGGAGCUGAUGGAUGGUGAUGCAUCAAACAUCCCAAUGAAGUGGAUAUCAGAUGUUCUGCAGGAGCUUCACGUUUUUACUAUGCCAAACAAUAAGAUCCGGGUGGUGUCUGUUUUAGGGGUCCAAAGCUCUGGAAAGUCCACUCUUCUCAACACCAUGUUUGGGGUCCAGUUUGCCUUCAGCAGCGGAAGAUGCACCAGAGGUGCCUUCAUGCAGCUUAUCAAAGUCGAAGAGGAAUUCAGGGAUGAACUAAAAUGUGACUUCAUCAUGGUCAUUGACACAGAGGGGCUAAAGGGACUUCAAUCUACCCACCUUACAGGCAAUUAUCAGCAUGAUAAUGAACUAGCCACACUUUUGGUAGGACUGAGUGACAUCUCAAUUGUGAAUAUUGCUAUGGAGAACACCACAGAUAUGAAAGACACAAUGCAGAUUGUAGCCCAUGCCUUCCUCAGAAUGAAAGAAUUAGGGAAGAAGCCAAGUUGUCAGUUUGUGCACCAAAAUGUUGCAGAUAUAUCUUCUCAUGACAAAAACCUUUGGGACAGGAAGCACCUUCUUGAGCAGCUGAAUGAGAUGACAAUUGUAGCAAGCAGGAUGGAAAAUACAGGUGGCGACAUUAAGUUUACUGACAUCAUAGACUGCAGUCUUGAGGACACAUGUUACAUCCCAGGUCUCUGGCAUGGCAGUCCGCCCAUGGCACCUGUCAAUGAGGGUUACAGUGAAGCUGUGGCUAAUUUCAAGAAGAAGUUGAUUAAUGCGUUCAAAAAGGAGGAAGCCUCAAACGUACAAACAAUCCCAGAGUUACAGCAUGAGAUCAUAUGUUUAUGGACGUCAAUUAAAUAUGAGAUCUUCAUCUUUAGUUUCCGCAACAGCAUUGUGGCUGAGGCAUACACCAAGCUGUGUGUGGAGUUUGAUCGAUGGGAAAGAGCCUUCCAAAAGCACAUGUACACCUGGCUGAUCAAAGCAGAAACCAUGGUGGCAAACUACGGCAUAAAGGUGUCGCAACAAGAGUCUGGCUUGGAUGACCUCUUAAACAGAAUGAAGAGUGAGGCUAGGGAUGAGCUAGAUAGAGAGGGGAAAAAAAUUCUCAACAAUGUGUCUUCCUAUUUCAAUAAAGAAGAAGGGAAUGUUGGUUUGGUUGAGAAGUAUAGGAGUGAUUUUAUCAUAACUGCAAAGAGUCACAAAAAUGUGACUGAUAGUGUUAUCAGGAAAAAACUAGAGAUUGCAGUGGACAUAAAAAAAUGCACAAUCCAGGUAGACAAUAUUAAGAAAAAUAAUAGAGAUACUCUUGACAAGAAAGUCUCUGACCUUGUUGAAAACGUUAGUGGAUUUGAUAAUCCAUUGAAUAACCAACACGUUGAGGAAGAAUUUGAAAAGAUGUGGAAUAAAACCAUUGGGGAGCUGUCAUUCGGGGGUCUAGAGAAGCAAAAUAUUGCCUCAAGUGUCAAUCAGCAACUGUAUCAGAAUAUGGGAAAGGGAUGCAGCACAGUUCAGGAAAUGUUAGCAAUAGCAGGCCCUGUUGAGAAAUGUGGACUUGAAGAAUUUCAAGUAAAAAGUGGACACAACGUGGUGAAGAAGUUUAUGAAGGGAUUGAUGAAGACAUUACACAAGAGUGCAUAUCAAUCUCAAAAAUCAUUACAGCAAAACACUCAAAUGAUGGCCAACAGCAUCAUAGAACACAGUAGGCGGUUUGUGAUGAACAAGGUGAAUGCAAAGACAGACUACCAUAGCACUUACAUCACAGAACUACUGGAAUUGAUUGAGGAGAACCUUAAACAAGAUCAUGAAUUACAUUUCAGUCCAGAAUUCCAUGCAUCUCUCAAGAUACACAUCUGUGGGCAUGCAGCAAGAGAGUUCCAGAAAAUGCAUAAUGCUUUCAUCAAAGACAAUGAUCCUCGACAAAGCCUGGAGAAACUGAAACCGCAGUACUUUACUGACUUCAAGGACCUAUUCUACAAGAGAGACCAUUGCAAAAGGAAGGCUGAAGAGUUCACCAAACACUGUCUGGAACCUGCAGUAAAGGAGUACAUCAUCAAAUCCCUUGGACCAGACAUUUUGGAAGAAAUGCUUUCAAACUGUGGUGAUGUUUUCAGCACAAGGAGGUCUUUCCAGUGUUCCAUGCUAAAACGCCUACUAUCUGGAGAUUUUCCGACAUUCGUGAAGUACACAGACUACUAUAAGGGAUUCGUAUUUGAGUUCAUUUUGAUUUACACAGUUGAAUACCUUUCAAAGAGAAGCAGGGAAGAUAAGGGCAUCAGCAUCAUUACAAACAUGGAGGUCCAACACUUGAAGACAAUCAGUAGACAGAUAAAGAAGGCUGUUGAGAAAUCACUGCAAACUGGCUCUGACAGACCAGAUGAAGAUGGUGAGGGUGACCUGAAUUUUAAUCUGUUUAUUCAGGAUUUACGCUCAGAAUUGUCUAGCAUGCUGGUUAUUCCCACUGAUACAACAGGGAUGACUUUAGAGAAUUCCAAGACCAAAGAGUUUUCUGACAUGCUGUUAUCAUCUGUUGAAGAGAUGGAGAGCCGUCUCUGUGAUGAAUUUCACAAAGAUCAAGAUGUAUUCAAGAAGUUGGACAGUCUACCUGACCCUCCUCAGGAAAAUCUUUUUAAAAACAUGUGGGGCUGUGGGAGACAGUGUCCAUUCUGCAAGGCCCCCUGUGAUGAAGUGAUGAUGGAUCAUUCAAUACACUCUGCUUCGAUUCAUCGACCAGAUGGACUUGGAGGGUAUAAAUGGAGUGAGUCAGAUAAACUUAGCACAGACACAUGCUCAUGUCUCAUCAUCAACAACAAAAAUCAGUUCCGCAGUGUUGAAACAAAAGGGAAAUUCUGUUCAUAUAAGAAAUAUCAGAAAUUUUUCACAGACUGGAUCAUCCAGCCAAACCCCACUCAGACCGUUGCAGACUACUGGAAGUUCCUUUUUGUGAAGUACAAUAAGGAGUAUGCAGGGUUCCAUGGUGCCUUGCCAGCUGAUUUGCCAGGAGACUGGAGUUCCAUCACAAUGAAACAGGCUAAGGACAGCUUGGAAGAGAACAUUUGA